AUGGUUCGGUCUUUAGUAGGCGUCGGUUGCAGAGCGCGAAUGGGAGCCGCAACCAGUACCCUUACCCCAUGUUGCGUGCACAGCACCUUCUCCCCCGGGAUUUCCCAUACCACAUUACUGCCUCCACAGGAUUUAAAUCAAUCUAAUGGUGAAUUUUUCACUCUGAUCGAUUUGAUGGAAAAUAAUAGCGAGGAUAAUGAAGAAAUUUCUACUAGCUUCAGUAUUAGCACUCCUGAUGAUAUUCAAAGCGGUAAGACCGCAAAGGCAGGAAAUAUUGAUAUCUCGAUCUCUUCGACAUCUAAAACAGGCGUUGAAUCGACGAUUAGCAAUUCAAACUGUAUGGAUGAUGUUGAAGCAUUGCAUGCCAAGCUAAAUACAUCUCAACCAUCUACUGAAAAAUACCCUUCUACAGGAUUUACCCCAACCCCAGGGGAUAAUCGCAAAAAAGGUUUUCAACGCUUUGACAUCGACAACUUCGUACGAGAUGUGGUUCUAUCCCCACUUCAAAGUGAAAACAGUGAUCCACAUCGCAAACAAAAGCCAGAUACGCCAUCAGGAUUCCACAAUACGAGUGAAAAAAAGACGAAAGUUACGGCCCUUCCAGUGCCUAAAACUGUUCCUGAUUUUUCUAUUUAUAGUGUAAGCAUCACCGAUCGCUUCGGGAUGCCAGCCGAUCUCCCCAAAGGUUCCCCACUCAGCUUAGAGCAGCUCUUGGAAAUGAGCACCGGCAUUCUACGUGAACAGCUGAAAGACUGGAUCCAACAGAAAGACUGGCGCACCCUUUCACCUGUUCAACAGGCGGCUAUUCCGCUUAUAUUGGAAUUACGUGAUCUGCUUUGUAUCGCACCGACGGCAACGGGGAAAACGUUCAGCUACGUCUUUCCCACAAUGAUACGGCUGCUCAUGGACGAUAUGACCGGUCGUCGCGCUCGAAGCCCGUCGUUUAGUCUGCACAAUGAAGAAGGUGUCGCGUCGGAUCUUAAUCGACGCGAUAUCGAAGCCCUUCUACAGGAAAAAAUCGACAAAGGUGAGGUUUGCCGGUAUUGUGAGCUAAGUGUGCGGGAAAGUUCGCUUUGUCCGAUGACAGGGUUGCCGCAUCCCCCGCCGGUAGGGAAUGCCGACACGCCACUCAACGUCAAACCGCAGCGCCCGUCUCGUUUGGAGGAAAUUAGAAGCGUAGGGGAGCCUAAGGUGCUGGUUCUUGUACCCACCUCACAGCUUGCUUUUCAAGUUUAUGGGGUAUUUCGCAACUUUCAUUGUAAUUAUAACAUACGCUACAUGGUUCGUGCGUCUAACGAAGGUGAACAAAAAAAAUAUCUUCACGCCUUGGAAGGGGUCGACGUGCUGAUUAGUUCACCCGAGACGAUCUUACCCGCGCUGUACAAGCAAAAGCUCUCCCUACGAUGUGUGAAGACGCUGGUGCUGGACGAAGUUAGCGAUAUCGUCUCCCUCAAUCACUUUGAACCGCUGAAAAUCAUUCUUGGGGCACUUCCCAAGUGCCAGGAUCGCCCCCAGCGGCUGCUUUUCGGGGCGACUCUCCCCCCCGUUGCCUUUCAAAUGCUUCGCGAGCGCAUGUUGUGGCCUUCCCAUCGUUUUAUCCUCGCGGAGCCUCGUUCAGACCCUCGGGGGUUGGCUAUCCAACCUGAGAUCCGGGGCUCUCCUCGUUUUCUCCUCGGCGCCCCUGCCCCUGUCAAACACCUCGUCUUCCUCCUCGGGCGGGUGGAGAAGCUCGCGAAGGUGGGGUGGCUUUACCAGUCUGGUCAUCUGAGCUCGGACCAGCGGGUGUUGAUUUUCUGCAAUUCCCGGCAAAACGUCGGGGUGGUGGAGGACCAUUUGCGGCGUUCCGUCCCGGGGCUUCACCCGACGACGUUGACCUCGCGGGCCUCCGCCGGGGUGCGUGAAGGGGUGCUGCGGCAGUUCGCCUCAGGCGUCUCCACCUGCCUGAUUUGCACCGACCUCCUCAGUCGGGGGGUGGACUUUCGCGGAGUGGUCUACGUUGUGCAGUACGACAUGCCGAGCGAUAUGGAGACCUGGGUGCAUCGAAAUGGGCGGUGCGGACGGCAUGGCCUACCGGGCUACGUCUACACGUUUUUUCAGCCCGAGAACAUCCGCCUCGCGAAGCCGCUCGUGGCAUUUCUACGGCAACAGGAGCAGAUCAUUCCGCCCAAGCUGCAGGAGUACGCACGGCAGUCGUUUGUCGAUCUCUUCAAAAACUCGCUCUUUCAUCACCCGACGAGGCCUUACCGACGGGAUGAUCCACAAAACACCACGCCAGUGCUCAGUCGCGGCUCCCCCCGAUUCCCGGACUACCGUCAACAAAACAUGCAGAGGCAUUUCAGGCCGUUGUGA
Molecule: messenger RNA, 2349 nt
Organism: Phytomonas sp. Hart1
Lineage: Eukaryota; Euglenozoa; Kinetoplastea; Trypanosomatida; Trypanosomatidae
Source: the annotation of a GenBank genome assembly